This is a messenger RNA of Melampsora larici-populina 98AG31, 789 nucleotides long. RefSeq lists its product as uncharacterized. The transcript is spliced from 5 exons. NCBI's taxonomy places the organism in Eukaryota, Fungi, Basidiomycota, Pucciniomycetes, Pucciniales, Melampsoraceae. Bases 1 to 789 code for a protein of 262 amino acids. Gene Ontology annotation, biological process: protein phosphorylation. The record is from RefSeq and is a predicted model, not a curated record. Gene Ontology annotation, molecular function: protein serine/threonine kinase activity; ATP binding.
AUGUCCGAUUCAUCAGAUCCCUCAGAGGGCCACAGCGAAGAGGAUGAUAGCAAUGUAUCGAAAGUCCCGUGGUAUGAAAAAUUGGAAGAUUUGGGGCGAAAAGAAGAGGGUUGCCUUUAUCGCUUGAGGUCCAAGCCUUUGCGCCCUUCAGCCAUGUUUUACGAUCAAAACGAGGAUGUUUCUCACUUGGAAGAUCGCGUAGGAUUUAGGUGUUUUCAGAAGGUACCAUUUGUGGUACCUUUAGGUUGGGAAGUUUGUUACAUCCACCUUACUCACCGGGAAGUUUCUGGUUGGUAUCUGCUCAAGUUCGACACCGCUUGGAAAGAUAUGCUAUCACAAGGCCGAGGACACUGUUUUGUACGCGCUGAAAGCAAUCGGUUUGCUGUGAUGGCCAUGGGAGCAUUUCGUCGAGAUCUUUACAACAAGAUCGAAAAUGCUUAUGGCGCAAUUAACCUGGUGCACCAACAGUGGUACUCGAAUGCCGCUUCGAUGGCAUCGUCGGGUUCCAAGUAUGAGGAUGAACCUCGCUGGAUGAUAUGUGAGGGACUAACCGACGAAAAGAGCCACCGAUUUGUCUAUGAGAAUAGGUUUGAUAAUGAACCUAUGGUGCCUUACACUUGGAACGACUUGAUCUACGCGUUUGUCCACUUCGCUUACGACAUCAGUGGCGGCAGGACAUUGAUCUCCAACCUCGAAUGUGAUGCACGUGGAAGAAUCACCAACAUUCAGCGUGCCAUAUCACAGCCGCAACGAUCCAGAGAUGGUGCAGAAGGUCAAAGACGCGUUUGA